Psammomys obesus (fat sand rat) is the source of this 783-nucleotide messenger RNA. RefSeq names its product rho GTPase-activating protein 42-like. NCBI's taxonomy places the organism in Eukaryota, Metazoa, Chordata, Mammalia, Rodentia, Muridae. Gene Ontology annotation, molecular function: protein binding; GTPase activator activity. The annotation marks the transcript as partial. The record is from RefSeq and is a predicted model, not a curated record. The transcript has 7 exons. Gene Ontology annotation, cellular component: cytoplasm.
AUGGUGGAAAGUAUGGCAGCAGGCACAGAUAUGCUGAUGCAGUGGCAUCAAAUUAACAUUUCCAAAAAUGUCACCAAACACCAAGUGAAAACAAAGAUGCAAGUGUCCUUCCAGCAGCUGCAUGCUCUUCCGGAACCCAGGCGCUUCCUCUCCAGUGCCCACUGUGGGACUACAUGCCCCUUUGUCACACAGGGGGAUGGAGUCAGCCCGACAGACAGUGCUCAGGAGCAGCUGCUCACACAGAUAUUAGUUGUCUUUGCAGCCGAGUUAAACAGUUACGGAUCAUUUGGAGAAUGGCCUCCUGGGUCUUAUAAGCCAGAUGGAAAGAAGAAGUUUGACAAAGAGAGUGAAAAAUACUAUUCUAUUCUGGACAAACAUUUGAAUUUGUCAGCAAAGAAAAAGGAGUCUCAUUUGCAAGAGGCAGAUUCACAGAUUUGCCGAGAACAUCAGAACUUCUACGAAGCUUCAUUAGAAUAUGUCUUUAAAAUCCAGGAGGUUCAAGAGAAAAAGAAGUUUGAGUUUGUGGAACCGCUUUUGUCCUUCCUUCAGGGUUUGUUUACAUUUUACCAUGAGGGAUAUGAACUCGCCCAGGAAUUUGCACCGUAUAAGCAACAGCUGCAGUUCAACUUGCAGAAUACAAGGAAUAACUUUGAAAGUACUCGGCAAGAGGUAGAGAGACUGAUGCAGAGGAUGAAAUCGGCCAACCAGGAUUACAGGCCUCCCAGCCAGUGGACCAUGGAGGGCUAUCUUUACGUCCAGGAGAAAAGACCACUGGGUUUCACG